AUGAAUAACAAAAGAUCAACAAUAGAGGAUGCUAUGAGAGCUGAAAAAAUAAAUUUGAAUGUUUAUUAGUCGUCAUAAUAAGGCAAUUAUCAAAAUUAUUAUGGUUAAAAUUCUAAUAUGAGUUACAGAUUCUAAACCAACCUUCCUUAAUAAUAUUAAUAUAAUCAAUAUUAUCAAAAUGGUUAUUAAGGAUUUGGGUAUCAAUGUAAUCAAUUAUAUAUUAUUUAGAACCAUAAAUGCAAAACUAUCUUUAUCGAUCACAAUAAUAAUUCUUAUAAUAAGGAAAUCCAACUUAAAAUUCAUAAAAUAAAUUUCAUCCAUAAUAAUAAUAGUUUGUUGUCACUCAAUAAUAAAUUGCAUAAUAAUAAUAAUAAUUUAAACAAUAAUAACUUGAGUAAUAAUAGUUUUAAUAAAAAUAAGAAUAAUCAUAAAAAAUACAAAUAGAAAUAAAUAAUGAUCAUUAAUUUUUACCUCCAGUAAAUAUAUCAGAAUUGGAUUAGCCAACGAGAUGGGAAAGUGAAUUAAAAGUUUAUUCAUAUAUGUAUAGAAAAUUAAAUGUUGAGAUGCCUAAUUUAGUUAGUAUAAUUAAUUAUUAAAUAAAAUAGGUGCUAGAUUUUGUAAUUCUAGAGAAGUAUUUAAUGAGUAAUCAUCAAUUAAUGUGAAAUAAUAUGUUGAAAGAGCAUUUGAUAAAUGUUAAUCAGAUGAUGAAAGAAAUAUAAUGGAAUAAUAUUUGAAAUCCACAAUAGCUGAGGCUAAAAGAAAAAAUGAAUAUAACAUAAGAGAUUGGUCUAAAUUUCCUUUGCCAACACUUCCAAGAGAGAAUUAACUACGUACAUAGUCGUUAUUUUCAUCAAACUUACAAAUUAAACAAAGCACAGCUAUGACAUUGUCUUCAUUAGGUUAAACUAGUAAAUUUGGGGCACCUAGUUAAGCUCAACCUUCUGGACCAGCUUAAAGUAAUGGUUCUUAAUAAUAGAAAUUAAAGCAUCUACUAAUUUGCAAAAUUUGAUGUCAUUAUA
This is a messenger RNA of Paramecium sonneborni, 1019 nucleotides long. NCBI's taxonomy places the organism in Eukaryota, Ciliophora, Oligohymenophorea, Peniculida, Parameciidae. The record is from the annotation of a GenBank genome assembly.